Molecule: messenger RNA, 1959 nt
Organism: Leptosia nina
Lineage: Eukaryota; Metazoa; Arthropoda; Insecta; Lepidoptera; Pieridae
Source: the annotation of a GenBank genome assembly
AUGGCUUGUGUUCAGGCGAGAAAAAUUCUAAGCCUCUGGCUCCGUCUCACACUUGUACCGAUAUUUGUUUUUGCUAAUCCGCAAUUAGAUUUGCCACCCCUACCACAAGUAUCAAGUACUCAAAGGAACCCCUACGGUUUCGGUAUAUCAAGUACGCAGUCGAACUUACCUAGUAAUUUCGACGCGAACAGAAACUUCCAAUACAGUACAGCGCGGCCACAAGCUGUGUCUUCUGGUUAUCCAUCAACGACCAUCAGUGGUAUCACCCCGGUGAUCAGCAAUAACGGUUAUCCCAUCAACUUUGGAAGCGGGCCGAGCUCGACCCUUAGACCGUUUGACGAUAGAAAUCGCGACGACCGCAUCGAUAUAAACAGUGAUCCAAAUUUUCGCCGGAAUGAUCCAAAUUUUGCCCGCAACGAUCCAAACUUUGUAGGCGCGAGUCCCUUUGAUAUAAAUAGAGAUUUUAAUACGAAUAGCAUCGAUAACAGGGUGAAUCAAGUGAGCUUGAAUCAGAUAAGGGAUUUUCUAAAGCAAGCUGAUGAACAGGCUUCGAAGGAGUGCACGAACAAUGUUGCAGCGCAAUGGAAUUUCGAAACCGACGUAAAUGAUGCAACGCAACAUGCUGCGCUUGACGCCCAACAACGUUACACGCUUUUCCAACGUGGCUUGUGGGAAGUGGCCCAACAGUUACCCAGAGGUGGGAUAAGAGAUUUCCCAACAUUUAGACAAUUGCGGCUGCUGUCUAUCAUUGGACCCGCUGCUCUUCCACCGGAUCAGUUAGACAGAUACAAUAGGAUAAUAAACGACAUGCUAGCUGUUUACAACACAGCUGAGAUAUGCGCAUACAACGAGCCCUUCAAGUGUGGACUGCAUCUUCAGCCUGAUCUUCAACACAUUAUGUCCCAUUCCCGAGACUGGGACGAACUUCAGCACGCCUGGACCGAAUGGAGGAGGAACACAGGGAGGAGGAUAAGAGACUUGUAUGAACAGCUCGUGGAUUUGACAAAUCAAGCUGCGCGACUAAAUAAUUUCACAGAUGCAUCAGCUUACUGGAUGUUUCCCUAUGAUACUUUCAAUUUGAGAGAAGAGGUGGAUCAAGUUUGGGAACAGGUUAAGCCCUUGUACGACCUCUUACAUGCCUAUGUACGUCGACGACUUCGAGAGGCCUAUGGACCCGAGAGGAUCUCUAGAUCCGCUCCUAUCCCCGCUCAUGUCUUGGGAGACAUGUGGGGACAAAGCUGGAGUGGUAUUGUGCCAUUCACCCUUCCGUAUCCGGGAAAGAAAUUAGUUGAUGUGACGCCGGAAAUGAUUCGACAGGGCUUUACUCCGUUGACCAUAUUCCAACUAGCUGAAGAGUUCUUCGUGUCUAUGAACAUGUCGGCUAUGCCUCCAGACUUCUGGGCUCUCAGUGUACUGGAACAACCGGCUGAUAGACAGAUACACUGUCAGCCAUCUGCGUGGGACUUUUGCAACCGACAUGAUUAUCGAAUUAAAAUGUGCACACACCCAGAUAUGAAAGAUCUUGUCACUGCGCAUCAUGAAAUGGCACAUAUAGAGUAUUUCUUGGCGUACAGAAACCUACCGAAAGUAUUUCGUGAUGGAGCCAAUCCUGGUUUUCACGAAGCCGUUGGAGAAACUAUAGCUCUUUCCGUCUCUUCACCUCGUCAUCUCCAAACCCUUGGUCUUAUCCAACGGUCUAUAGAUGAUACAGCCCAUGACAUCAACUAUCUCUUCACACAAGCGAUGGAUAAACUCGCCUUCCUUCCCUUCGCUUUGGUCAUGGAUCGUUGGAGAUGGGACGUUUUCACCGGGGACAUAAGAAAGGAACAGUACAACUGUCAUUGGUGGAGAUUGAGGGAACAAUACCAAGGAGUGAAACCACCUGUUCUUCGCUCAGAGCUCGACUUCGACCCUGGAUCCAAAUACCACAUACCAGCCAACAUUCCCUACAUACGGUAA